Molecule: messenger RNA, 543 nt
Organism: Episyrphus balteatus (marmalade hoverfly)
Lineage: Eukaryota; Metazoa; Arthropoda; Insecta; Diptera; Syrphidae
Gene: SmD1
Product: probable small nuclear ribonucleoprotein Sm D1
Exons: 2
Coding region: 119-496 (125 amino acids)
Biological process (GO): spliceosomal snRNP assembly; RNA processing
Cellular component (GO): spliceosomal tri-snRNP complex; pICln-Sm protein complex; U5 snRNP
Molecular function (GO): RNA binding
Source: RefSeq, a predicted model, not a curated record
UUCUGUUGUUAAGUAUUUUCCUUGAUUGAUUAGUUGUUUGGCGUUUAAACACUAGGCGGUAAGGCAGAUAAACGUUCGAUUAAACAUUGAAGUACAAGGUGUUAUUUAAUUAAUUAAAAUGAAGCUUGUCAGAUUUUUGAUGAAACUUAGUCAUGAAACAGUGACAGUAGAACUAAAAAAUGGUACACAAAUCCAUGGGACAAUUACUGGAGUGGAUGUUGCUAUGAAUACACAUUUAAAAACGGUCAAAAUGACUAUAAAAAACAGAGAUCCUAUCCAACUAGAAUCACUGAGUGUCCGUGGAAAUAACAUCAGGUAUUUUAUCCUACCAGAUAGUCUACCUCUUGAAACUCUUCUUAUUGACGAUACACCGAAAUCGAAAGCUAAAAAGAAGGAAAGUGGUCGUGGUAAUCGUGGACGAGGCAGAGGAACACGGGGUGCCCGUGGUGGCUUACGAAGUCGUGGUGGAAGAGGAAGAGGAGGUGGGAGACGAUGAUCCUAAUUCGAUAUAAAAAAAUAUAAAAAAUUGAGAAACAAAAUUAA